Molecule: messenger RNA, 582 nt
Organism: Sporothrix schenckii 1099-18
Lineage: Eukaryota; Fungi; Ascomycota; Sordariomycetes; Ophiostomatales; Ophiostomataceae
Exons: 2
Coding region: 1-582 (193 amino acids)
Source: RefSeq, a predicted model, not a curated record
AUGGACAACCCACUCAAAGCCUCCGCGUCGUGGGACGACGUCUUUGCCGCGACCAUGACGACAAUGUACAAUCGGCCCGUGUGCCUCGACAGCUGUGCCGGUGGCCAGAAUGACAACAGUGACAAGAGGGAAGCCACUACGACGGCCUUGGGCCACACUGCUAUGGCGGCCGGACAUCAUCACUCAGCCAGCCACGCGGCCAAGCGAGCACAAGCAGGUCGGUGGACGAUGACACCGACCGUGCGCACAUGUCCCGUCGUCCAAGUGGAGUUGCCUGGCCGCGCACCAGUCACCGAAGCCACGCGCUUCAAGCAGUACGGCGGCGGGCACGGCUGGUUCUCGCGGGAUGCCACAAACAUAUGGGCGGGACACAGACAAGGCUGCGAUGACAUUGUGCGAGACGGUCGCAGAGCUGAAAGCACAGUGCAAUGGAGAACAGCGGUCAUUUGGUGUGUGGUUAUAGACAUCGAGAUGGCGGCGGUCGAUCGAGGAGCAAUCGGGCAGUGUUAUUUGUACGUUUAUGCAGCAGAUGGAGGUCCCGUCACAUCGCUUACCGUAUAUUGCACGACGUUUACAGAGUAA